UUUUUUGUGUACAGUGCCUUAUCAGAUUGGCAGAUCAGAUUGGAUGCACAGCUGAUGCCUUCUUUGUUUUAGCCGUCCACCUCUGCGUCUUCUGAUACAGAAUGAAUACCACUAUAACCUAUCUUGUUGACAGCACUGGCAGGCAGCUGACCAUGGCCACAACUAUCCUUACCGCUUUCGGUGGCUUAACUGAGGAUACAACUAUAGAAAACACACCAGGCUCUACAACAGCAUCCUAUACCAGUGACAUUGCUGAAAACUCCACAGAUUACGAGUACCCUGAAGAUGGCUAUGAGGUUUGUGUGUAUCAGCGGCAUGGGGCCAGUUUUCUUCCAGCCCUCUACAGCAUUUUCUUCCUCCUCGGUGUGCUGGGUAAUUCCCUGGUCAUCUGGGUCAUUGCUUGUGGGGUGCGACUCCGCAGCAUGACCGACGUGUGCCUCCUAAACUUGGCUCUCGCUGACCUGCUCUUGGUGUGUUCCCUUCCCUUCCUAGCCCACCAAGCCCGGGACGAGUGGCGGUUCGGGGAUACUAUGUGCAAAAUGGUCCUGGGUAUUUAUCAUAUUGCUUUUUAUUGUGGGAUCUUCUUCAUCAGUCUAAUGAGCAUCGACCGGUACUUGGCUGUAGUACACGCAGUUUACGCUAUGAGAGCACGCACAAGGUCCUUUGGAAUGAUUGCAGCUGCUGUUACAUGGGUGGCCGGAUUUUUGGCUUCUUUCCCUGACCUGAUCUUUCUCAAGGAGCGGUCUAAUGGUACACAUACUCGGUUCUGCUUCCCUGCAUAUCCGAACGCCAAUUCUCAAGAUAACAGUUCACACAACCCUCACUUCUGGGCAGUCUUCAGUCUUUUUAAAAUGAACCUUUUGGGUCUAUUUGUCCCACUUGCCAUCAUGGGUUUCUGCUACUCACAGAUCAUCUGGAGGCUACUGUACAGCCAGUCAUCCAAGAAACAGGCCAUCCGUUUAGUUCUCAUGGUGGUGGCUGUUUUCUUCUGCUGUUGGGUCCCCUACAACAUUGCAUCGUUCUUCAAAGCGCUGGAGCUAUUGCACAUCUAUACUGAAUGCGAAAGCAGCAAAGCCAUUAGAUUGGCUUUACAAGUCACUGAGGUCAUUGCCUACUCUCACAGCUGCCUGAACCCCAUCCUGUAUGUGUUUGUUGGGGAGAAGUUCAGAAGGCACCUGCUGAGGAUGAUCAACAGGACUCCCUGCAGAUUGUGCCAGGUGAUCAAAGUCUACCUACCCCAAGACAGAAUCAAUGCGUCAGUCUACUCUCAGACAACCAGCCUGGAUGAGAGGAGCACUGCUAUGUAAAGUGGGAAAUGUGGUUUUGGUUGUUUGUCUAUUUGUGUGACCAUCUCCACAAUAAGAUUCAAUUCUCACCAAUUGUAGGUUAUUUUAGGUGAUGAUGCAUAGAAUGUAAGAAUAUAUUUUUAUACUUUCAUAUGUUUUAUAGACUUCAUAAGAAUGUUGAAUACAAUUGUACUGUAAAUAUCAUUUUGUUAACGACACACAGCAAAGGGGCCACAGGUACUUAAACCCACAGCCCAGGUGAGGUAUCAGGGCGCCCUGUAUAUAUGUUUAUUGUUUUACUUUGGAUACUUCCAAUUUUUUUUUGUGAAAUAAGAAUGAAACAGAUUGUGCCUGUCAUUUUAAGACGGGCACAAUGUCAGAAAUGUUUGAAUAAAAUUGUGUUUUGCCUUUUUAAUUACAUGCUACUAGCUGAAGCUGAGUGAGAAAUUGUGUCAACUCUAACAGCUGUCAACAACGUCACCAUUAGAAGCCCCAGAAACCUGAUUUUAUCAUCAGCUGCCAAAAGCAACCACACAUACGACAUCUAGGUAGAUACUGACCAAUUCCUUGCAUUCAGUUCGGGGAAACACCACGAUGAAACAACGAUUAUCUUUUAUUUGCACAAGAUCUGUUUUGCGUAUAAAACUGUUGCACAACAAAAGGUCCCUGGUGCAGCUUAGAAGUUUUAUAGCAUCUGUAGCAGCAGAUUUGCACCUAACCUCAUCCUCGAGAAAACCACAACCUGAAAGAGGAAGUGUAUAACCAAGUUGUCGUUUCAACCUUUGCAGUCUUUAUGCACAAGUGAGCAUUGCACAUUCAAACAAAAUAUUUCUGCAAUAUAUCUACUGAUAUUAAUCAGCAUUUCACAAAGCACAUUUUUUUGUGGUAUAUAAUUUUGGAGUAUAAUAAUGUGAUGGAUGUAUUGUUGUGUGUCAUGCAGAUUAUGUAAUUAUCCCAAUCAAUCAAGUAUUGUUAUUUAUAUUGUUACAUCACACAGUGAUUCAUUAGCUGGGAUUGGAAACUCAGUGAACAUACAGAAAGUCUAAGUCCCUUUCCGCUCCUGAACUACAAUCUGUUCCACUAGCUUUUGUCCAUCAGAAUGUUCUGGUCUCAAAGGGUUUCUUUCAUUGCUGUACUAUAAUUACUUAUUUUUAAUGAAGAUUAACUUUCAGUUUCAGAUGGUCAAUUUCAGUUGUGUCAGUAGGUUAUAUAACAACCUUGAGUCAAUGACACAGGAUUUCUGUCAGAACCACAUGGGAACUUUUGUUGUUGAAGGCGCAUUUCCCUUAGAAAUCAUCAGGAUUUUUUUACGUGUCAGUUUUUAUAGUGAUUUAGUAUUGCACAUUCAUACAGCUGGGUGAUUUAGAAAAUAUGUCAAAAUUGAAACAGGAGAGGCUGAGAAAUCAUUACAUUUACUCUCUAGUGGGUCCACACACACCAAAUUCUACACUUCCCAUAAUGCAACUAGAUAGUUUCUUACAUUAGAUCCUCCCUUCUUGGUAAAUGCUCAUGUCUUGUCUCUAAACUCACUGACAAUGACCGCAGACUUUCUGUUAUAAAUGUGUAGUCUCAGCAACCAAAAUCAGAUACCCCGAUGACAUCACUCAGAUAACAUCAGAAGACAUGCAACUGCUCAGUUCUGACAUGUAAAAUCAGUGGUGUGCUCUUCAGUACACAUUCUUACCAGUGAACAGUAGUCUUCAGGUUGAAAACCAACAAAGUGAUCCUUAAAUUCUAGUGCAGUCGGUAAAGCUAUCCAUGUGUGAAGUUGAAGCAGUUUUAAGAUUUUAUUUUGCUGAAUUACGUCAUAUAUCUUUGUAUUAUAUUUUAUUUUAUUCUAAAGAAUUGUUGUUUUUGUCCAACCAAACAAGUUGAUAUACAGACUGGAUGUCACAACACAUUUUGUAAUGCUGAUAUUAUAUGAAAUAUUUAUGUAUCAUAUUAAGCUAUUCCUAUUUUUCAAUAAAAAUAUUUUCCUUUACACUGA
Morone saxatilis (striped sea-bass) is the source of this 3273-nucleotide messenger RNA. It is a transcript of the gene ccr8.2, whose product is annotated as cabz01093075.1. NCBI's taxonomy places the organism in Eukaryota, Metazoa, Chordata, Actinopteri, Moronidae. Gene Ontology annotation, biological process: immune response; chemotaxis; G protein-coupled receptor signaling pathway. Gene Ontology annotation, cellular component: membrane. Bases 102 to 1307 code for a protein of 401 amino acids. The transcript has 3 exons. The record is from RefSeq and is a predicted model, not a curated record. Gene Ontology annotation, molecular function: chemokine receptor activity.